This is a messenger RNA of Leptinotarsa decemlineata (Colorado potato beetle), 2427 nucleotides long. It is a transcript of the gene Ate1, whose product is annotated as Arginyltransferase 1. Gene Ontology annotation, cellular component: cytoplasm. Gene Ontology annotation, biological process: protein arginylation. Gene Ontology annotation, molecular function: arginyl-tRNA--protein transferase activity. The record is from RefSeq and is a predicted model, not a curated record. Lineage: Eukaryota; Metazoa; Arthropoda; Insecta; Coleoptera; Chrysomelidae.
CCAAUUAAAUUACCAGUGAUGUAAUUUUUUGAGAGAUAGUGUAAACAAAAAUAUUCAUUAAUUUGUAUUUUUUAGCAGUUUUAGAAAAUAGUUGGUAUGUUGGUAAUUGUUGGCUAACUGGAAAGAAAAAAUCAUGAGUUUAAGCGAAAUUAGUUGCGUUCAGUGGUUUGAGGGCAUCGAAAAACAUCGAUGUGGUUAUUGUAAGAAGGAAAACUCAAGUAUUUCCCAUGGUAUAUGGGCAGAGACCCUGACUGUUCAAGACUACCAGGAUUUAAUUGACAGAGGAUGGCGUAGAUCAGGAAAAUAUUGCUACAAACCUGUCAUGGAUGAAACUUGUUGUCCUCAAUAUACCAUAAAAUGUGAUGUUUCAAAUUUCUCUCCGAGUAAAUCCCAAAAGAAGGUAGUGAAGAAAUUCAACAAGUUUUUGGAAGACAAUAAUUUGAACAAAAAGGAAACCACAGCUGAAGAACAAUCAGCAGAUGGAUGUGGAAAUUCAGAAAUAUUCAUGAAAGAUGGACCUGAUAUAAAAAUCACCGAUGUGCCAUCUAUAGUGGCGAACCAUGUGAGGGAAGUAAUAAGUUGUACUAGUGGCGUUCAAAAUAUAGAUCGGGAGGACAGGAAUAAACCUAACGAAGAGACAUGUGAUAUACUCGAUAACGAAUCUAGUCUACCUGUGAAAACAGAUAAAUCAAAAACUUUGGUUUCUAAAGGUCAAGGAGCUGAUUUAAAUAGACCCCCUUUGAAGAAAGCGAAACUUUUGAGAAUGGAAAGAAAAAAAGAAAAACUAUUGAAAAAGGGUUUGGCUUUGGAAAAAAACGAUCCCCAAAGUAAAAAAAGCCUGGAGGAUUUUCUAGAAGAAAUCAGUCCCGAUUCCCGGAAUAAAUUUCAAAUGCGUUUAAUAUCCACAAGUGAGCCUACUCCUGACUGGGAACGUGUUAAAGAUGUAGAGUAUGAAUUGUAUAAACAGUAUCAAAUGGGGAUACACAAUGAUCCGCCAUCAAAAUUAUCCUAUGCUGGCUUCCGUAGAUUUUUGGUGAACACUCCAUUGAAGCCCGAAGAGUUUCCAAAUGGUAUCGAAGGUCCAGGUUACGGAUCUUUUCACCAACAGUAUUGGAUAAACGAUAAACUUGUUGCCGUUGGAGUUAUAGACAUUUUACCGAGAUGCGUCAGUUCGGUAUAUUUCUUUUACGAUCCCCAAUACAGAAAUCUUGUCCUGGGAACUUAUGGGUCACUUAGGUAUGUAAAAAUGUAUUUGUUUAUUCAUUUAUUCACUGAAUAUCACUGGAGUUUUUACAUACACUCCUGUCCGAAAAUGCGAUACAAAGGAAAGCUAACCCCUUCUUUUCUGCUCUGCCCAGAGACUUAUUGUUGGAUUCCGAUAGAGAAAUGCAUAGAAAAGCUGGACGCUCAGAAGUACUCGAGAUUGAACGAAGACCUCGAUGCUCUAGAUAGAAAUAUCCCUAGCAGGAAGGAAGUUCUCGAUAUGAAAGUGAUUUACCGGCGCAAAUUGAUCUAUUUCAGGGAUUUCAAACAGUAUUGCGAGGAUCCAAAUUUGUAUCAUCAAAUCGGGAUGUUGGUGGGUAAAACGGGUUGCAGAAACAUUUUAUUUUGGGAAAAGUGACUUUAUUUUAUUUCGUGUUAUAAUUUGUAAGUAAUGUAUAUUUAUGAAUAUUAUAGCCAGGUUAUUUCAUUUUGUCAAGCAUCACAAACUUAUGCUUUCUCUGCCGCUGACUUAGAAAAGUGUGCUGUUGAGGUCUUCUGUUUUAUGAUGGAAGGUUGAGUUGUAUGUCGAUUCCGAAAAUGUUUCGUGAGGGAAUCGAAAUCAUUUGUUGUUCGAGGGUGAUUCAAAACAAACACUUUUCCUAAACACUAUAACUGCAAUACUCUUCUCGACGCGCGUUGGCGUCUUCAGAAGAUGAAGAGAACGUAAUUAUAACUCUAGUGGUCUCUAUUUACAUCUAACAGGGUACACUUAUACCGAUCUCAACAAUUUCGGACAAUUUUCCUUCAUUCUAUGGUCGUUCUGCAAGGCGUGUUUAGGGACAAUAGAUUUGUCCGAUGUGUUCUUUGAAACGAAUUUUAAUGGCUUGCUUGGUCUGACCGAUAUAUUUUUUUGUCACAGUCCUCACACCUCAUUUCAUGUAUCCCCAACUUUAUUUUCCUAGGGUUACCUAGCAUUUGUUGAUGCGAGCAAGAAGUUGAAGGCUAGCUUCACAUUCAACUUUUCAAAAAUACGACCUAACCCGUUAGUGUACGAGGUCUGUUCGACUUUAUUUUUCUCAAAAAAUAUUUAUUCAUUCAUCAAUUUCUAUUUUGUUCCCUUCAAAGAAGUUCCCCUCAGCUAUAAUAAACUUUUGCCAGCGUUUUUUCCAAUCUUCGAAGCAGUUCUGAAAGUGUAUGUCCCUGAGCUCUCAGCGAUUCGGUUUU